GUCCGGCUUCCAACCAUCACCGCGACCGAGCUGACCCACGGAGGGUUCGACGCCGCCAUGGCGAUCAAUUUGCGACCAGAAGUGGAGGAGGACGCUGCCGGGGCCUUUGCCUCGGAGCCCUUGGCGGAACUGCUCAAGGGCUUCGCCGAGGGGUGCGAUGGCGCGUUGGUCGUUUGUGGCCCACAACGGGUCCGCUCCAUGCUGGGCACCACGGGCUGUCCGGGCGUCCUUGCACUGGCCAUGGCGCAAUGUGCUAAUGCCCUUCCCGUCGAUUCACUGCUGGCGGUCUCCGCCUUCUUUGUCCUCCCAGAGGUGGAGCAUCCAACGUGUCGCUUGCCUUGCUUGGACAUCAUGGAUGGCGGUCGACGAGCGAGCUGGGAACAAUGUCACAUCGAGACCUUUACCGUGCCUCGGCACUGGCGGCCUUCACUGAUUCACUGCUGCGUUCGGUAG
Durusdinium trenchii is the source of this 453-nucleotide messenger RNA. NCBI's taxonomy places the organism in Eukaryota, Dinophyceae, Suessiales, Symbiodiniaceae. The record is from the annotation of a GenBank genome assembly.